CGAGAUAGACGUCGCCUAUAUAAUCUUUUCUUUCACCGUAACCCUUCAAACAUUUCACAGCCGGAGAAAUUACAGGCAAGACUGAUCGGAAAAGCACCUUAUUUUCUAGCAAAACAAAAUCCGCACCCUACCAAAAUGAAGAUUCUGAAUCUUGAGUGGCUCGUAGCACUAUUCUGUAUAUCAAAGUUGGCAAUUGCCAAUACCAUCUUUCAUUGUGGUAGUAUUCCUAUAACAGCAGAAGAUAUAAAGACAGCAUAUAACAACUCCAAGUCAGCACCUAUAGCUGGAUAUCCUACAAUCAUGAGAAUUCAAUAUUUCGAGGAUGCUUUUAAUUAUACUGCUUAUCCCAUGUUACUGAACGGAGCAACCAGUUUGACAAAUCCUAAUGGUCACUACUUCUUAGUCUGGACUGAAAAUUUUAGCAACUGGAAUGUAAUAAUGAAACUUAAUACGGAAACUAAAUUCUGUCAAAUGACAAGUCAAUAUUGGGGAAGUAGCUUACAAACAAUAUUAAAUUUGUGA
Messenger RNA from Blumeria graminis f. sp. triticale, 522 nucleotides. The record is from the annotation of a GenBank genome assembly. Lineage: Eukaryota; Fungi; Ascomycota; Leotiomycetes; Helotiales; Erysiphaceae.